Messenger RNA from Apis mellifera (honey bee), 2025 nucleotides. RefSeq lists its product as uncharacterized. Lineage: Eukaryota; Metazoa; Arthropoda; Insecta; Hymenoptera; Apidae. The record is from RefSeq and is a predicted model, not a curated record. The transcript has a single exon. Bases 986 to 1462 code for a protein of 158 amino acids.
AUAUAAUAAUUGUUAAUAAUUUUCUGAUAAUAUUCUCGAUGAAAAGAAGACGAAGACAAAAUUAAAUUUUAUUUUCAUUGCGGAUGUAAAACUGCGUAAAGUAUUUGUAAAUGUAAAAUAUAUAAAUUGUAAAUAAAAACUAAUAAGAAUAAAUGUGAAAAGAAGAAGGAGAAGAUUGUAAAUCAUGCUAAAAAGGGAUAAAAUUAAGUCUCGCAGAUAUUCUAUGAUAGUUAAGGUUAAAUGCAGGAACAUUUGGAUGGAUUUUAUGUAUCUUCCCUCGCAUCUUAUCAAAUUUUUUGGCAGAAACGGAUAGCCAAAUCUCUCUCGAGACCACGUUAUAUAUAUAUAUAUAUAUAUAUACACCAUUCCAAUCCUGAGAAGUUUCUUCUUCCUUUAUCGAGAUUUCCUUCUCGCGGGGAGAAAAAUAAAAAAGUUGGUCAAUUUUAAAGGAUGAUUUCCAUGUUCGACCGAAUUUUCUUCGGAUGGAAAAGAUAUUCCUCGCGUAAAUUUCUUUUUCAAAAUAUUCUAAUAUGAAGUAAUCCUUUUUUUUUAAAACUUGAUUCAACGAAAAAAAAGAUUCGAAUAAAAAUAAAAAGAAUAAACACAUUUUAUAAAUAUUCUUAAUCCUUCACGACGUCCAAGAUUAAAUUACUUCUCAUUAAAGAUUAUAUCAUCGAUUUAACAAUAUAAAUACAACAGAUAUGACGAGAUAAAAUAAACAGAUAUAUCAAUUACAAAUAAAUGAGACGAGAGAGAGAGAGAGAGCCAAUCAAUUAUCGCCGUAUCAUCCAAUUACAAUUCGACUACGUCCAUCUACACCAAUUAACAACAAGCUACGAUAAACCAAACGGGAAGCAACGCCACGGGAAUCGAUCGAUCGAUCGAUCGCUUCUUCUCACUUCUCGACUCGUGUACUACGUGGCAGUGCAUCAAACCAAACGCGACCACACCACACCACACCAUUAUCGAAACCAUAUACGAAAUCAUGUCGUCGACGUCGUGCGAGCAAAAAUCGGCGAGGAAAAGUGCCGAGGUGGAGGAGGAGGCGAGGGACAAGUGUCGAAAAACCUUGUGGAAAACCUUGGACCCUAUGGUGGUCGAUCGAAGCGAUAACCUGUACACGGCUGUACGCCAGAGCUUGCACAAAGUCUCGAGAAACAGUUUUUCAACGUUGAACAGCAACGCGGAGACGAAGAACAGGAGUGGAGUGUCGCAGGAGUCGAGCAUCGGACGGUUCUCCACCAUCAAGGCGUUCUUCGAUAAGAACGACUGCCAGGAGGAGAGGGGGGCGAGGUUCAGGUGCAAGAUCACAGUGAUGGGCAGAUUGAUGAGGAAGCUGGAAUUGAGGAAACGGGAACAGUUUCCCGACCAAGUCACUUCGAUGGGUUAUUUCAUUUUAUUUAUUCUAGGUUUUUUAGUGUCUGUUCAAUUAUAUACGUGGAUGCGUGAAUUUUUAGGUUAGGUUUUAUAUAUUGCGUCUCAGUGUAUCGUUACUCGUGAAAUAGAAUGGCUUUGAUAUGUUUUUAAUGUUUUAAUUGUUGGUUAUGUUGUAGGAUGUGUGAUGUAGUUUGAUUUUAAUGGUAAUCAAUGUAUUUAAUUUGUCGUACGAGGAGGUUAGGGUCCGGGUUAUGAAAGAAGACGUGGAUUUUGAGGUUAAAUUCUUUUUGGAUAAAUGCGAUUUUGUUUUGGAGUUUUAUAUUAAUCAAAUCGUUAUCUGUCCAGUUUGGUGUAUGAUAAUAUAUUCAUAUGUGAUUGGGAAGAGAAUGUAAAUUUUGUGGUCAGGUAUCAGGUAAUUAAGAUAUUUUCGAAAUAAUCAUAAAUGUAAAUCUCCUUGUCUCGUUGUUAUUUCAAUUUCGAUGAAUGUUUCGCACGGUUUUGAUCGAUUUUUUCAUUCGAUUAUCUAAAUAAAUCGUGGAAUCAUCGUUGAAAAAUUGAAAAUAUUCAUCACCUUACGAAUAUUUCCUUCCUGAGUCUUUGUUCGAUUAAAAGACAAGAAAGAAAAAAUAUAUAAAACAUAUCUUCGCU